Molecule: messenger RNA, 1900 nt
Organism: Athalia rosae (coleseed sawfly)
Lineage: Eukaryota; Metazoa; Arthropoda; Insecta; Hymenoptera; Athaliidae
Gene: Bap55
Product: actin-like protein 6B
Exons: 6
Coding region: 175-1497 (440 amino acids)
Biological process (GO): nervous system development; regulation of transcription by RNA polymerase II
Cellular component (GO): NuA4 histone acetyltransferase complex; SWI/SNF complex
Molecular function (GO): chromatin binding
Source: RefSeq, a predicted model, not a curated record
CCGCCAUCGAUUUUUCUCAUUGGCUUCUGUCGGGAGAAAUUGGAAGAGAAAAACAAUAAUGCCGGUCUUGGCGUCCAGCGUCGUUUCAAUGAGUUGAGUUGUAAACUUUAAGGUUGUGUUCAACUUCAGAUGAAACGUCAAAGGUUCCUAUUUUGAAAGCCGAUAACCAAUAUAAUGUCCGGUGGCAUGCUGUACGGCGGUGAUGAGAUCGGCGCCCUGGUCUUUGAUCUCGGUCAUCAUUCGCUGCGAGUUGGUUAUGCCCAAGAAGAUACACCUAAGGCAGAAAUUCCAGCCGCAGUUGGAAUCGGGGAAGACACAGGAGAUAACCUGUCAAAGAAUGAUGCUAUGGAUAUCGACGAUAAAAAACCAGACAAUAAUGUCACUCAAUCAGGCAGCAAAUAUUAUGUCGACACUACGAUACUACACGUACCUCGGAAAGGUAUGGAAGUUGCAAGCUAUAUGAAAGAUGGCAUGAUCGAAGAUUGGGACCAUUUUGAAAAGAUUCUAGACUAUACUUACGCAAAAGUUAUUCGAUCAGACGCCGAAUACCAUCCUGUACUAUUCUCUGAAUCUCCAUGGAACGUUCGUAGUAAACGGGAAAAACUUACCGAACUUAUGUUUGAAAAGUACAACGUGCCGGCAUAUUUUCUUGUAAAAAAUGCUGUCCUGGCAGCAUUUGCCAAUGGCAGAGCUACCGGAAUCGUUGUGGACAGUGGAGCUACACACACAUCGGCUGUUCCUGUUCAAGACGGUUUUGUCCUGACUCAAGCAAUCGUCAAAUCUCCACUUGGGGGGGAUUAUAUAAGCAUGCAAUGCAGGCAGUUUUUACAGGAUCAAGACAUCGACCUUUCCCCGUCGUAUAUGGUUGGUAGUAAAGAGGUGGUUAAAGAUCACGAAAAACCUAAAUGGCAGCCAAAAAAAGGGCUCCCAGAAGUGACCAAGUCGUGGCACAAUUACAUGGUCAAAAAACUAGUCCAAGAUUUUCAAGCGACAGUUCUUCAAGUAUCUGAAACACCGUACGACGAAAAAGUUGUCUCAUCCGUUCCUGCGGUGCAGUACGAGUUUCCCACCGGGUAUCACCAGGAUUUUAGCACUGAGCGAUUUCGAAUGCCUGAAGCACUAUUCGAUCCUAGCGUAGUACAGAUACGAGGUGGUAUGGUUGGCAACACAAUGCUCGGGGUCGGACACAUAGUAACUACCAGUGUCGGGAUGUGCGAUGUAGAUGUGAGACCUGCCUUAUAUGGUAGCGUCGUUGUUACCGGGGGUAACUCGUUCAUACAGGGAUUUCCGGAGAGGCUCAACAGAGAUCUGUCAAUGAGGAUUCCUUCCAGCAUGAGGUUGAAAGUGAUAAGCGCCAACGGGUGUGCCGAGAGAAGAUUUGGCGCUUGGAUUGGAGGAUCAAUCUUGGCGUCUAUAGGAACCUUCCAACAGAUGUGGAUUUCGAGUCAGGAGUACGAAGAAAGUGGGAAGAGCCAAGUGGAGAGGAAAUGCCCUUGACUCGAUGGCUUGGAGUUUUAAAUUUCAUUAAUUAACUCUUGUAAUCAGAUACACCGUUGGAAACAACGUAAGCAGUACAAUGUCACCUCUCGUACAAGAGAUCUAAGAAAAUCGAGACUACAAAUAUGUAAAAUACAAAGCAAAGAAGUAGCUUUGAAAACUUUUUAUUGACACUGUGUUAAUUUCAUGAAUUUAUCUGAUGCACCUAAUAAGAAAAAUGUCCGUAUAAAGGAGUGCAAAAUGUUUAUACUACAGUACCAUAUCAUCUUUGGAUCCUUCAUGGCCUCCAAAGUGAUGGUUUUUUUUUUUACCCACUUGUAAGGACCACAUUAACGUGAAAAUAAAACUGGAAGAAAUAUUUUUAGCACAAAUUCGCAAAUGAAAUUUCUUGGUGUUUAACGUU